AUGUUUAUCAAGAAGACACUUACGGAAUCGCAAAUGGAAGGCGUCUGUCCGAUUUGUGGGCAACGUGCAACGCUAAGAUGCGGCAGUUGCAGGCAGCAAUUUUAUUGCAGCAAGGAGCAUCAAAAACAGGACUGGCAUCGGCACAGGUCAGCCUGUCAGGCUUGGAAAAUUUGCGAGAACUCCGAACUCGGACGGCAUUUAUUGGCGUCAAGGGACUUGAAUCCGGGUGAUGUGGUCGUGUCGGAAAUGCCUCUGGUUUGGGGACCGGCAAUGCACACAGAUCAAAGAGUUUGCGUUGGUUGUGGAAAACAAUGCACGAAUUCCCGAAUGUUGUGUCUAAACUGCCUUUGGCCUGCGUGCGAUUCAGAUUGUCCUGGUCUAACUGAUAAGAGUAUACACGGUUCGGAAUGUUCGUUGUUGAUCAAAGCGAAAAUCGUUUCUAGGUGUGAUGUUUUAUUGGUAAUACGUAUGUUUCUACUGUGGCGUAACAAAUCGAAGCAGUGGAAAAGUUUAGAAAAGUUACAGAGUCACGAGGAUUCUCGUGGUCCAGGAACGAGUGUUUACGAAGAAGUUAUGGACAUAAGUCAGCAUAUCGAGCGUCUUUUACAGAACGAUCCCGCUAGUAGAGAUGUCGUAAAAAAAAUUUGCGGUUUAAUAGACGUGAACGCACUAGAAACUGCGCCACCAUAUGGCGGUGCUGCGAUUUAUGAAAUAGCAUGCCUUUUAGAGCACUCUUGUUUGCCCAAUACCAGACACAGUUUUACAAUUGACGAUAAGGGAAGACCUCGUAUCACUGUGACAGCUGUUUGUUUCAUACCAAAAGGGGAUCAUUUAAGUACAAUGUACACACACGCAUUGUGGACGACGAGAGCCCGAAGAAGUCAUCUUUUAGAAACGAAGUACUUUUCUUGUCACUGUAAGCGAUGCACCGAUCCAACCGAAUUAGGCACGCACCUUGGUACCUUGAAGUGUCCUAACGACCAAGGAUUUAUUUUACCGAAAGAUCCUCUGGACUUCGAAUCAGAAUGGAGGUGCAAUUCGUGUCCUGGUGUUCUUACAACACCGGAAGUGGUUCAAUUCAUUGGAAAACUUGAGGAAGAUGUCGACGAAGUAAUGCGUCAAUCAAACAUGAACAAAUUGGCCGAUCUUCUUUCUCGACUCACAACAUUGUUGCAUACCGAUCAUCAACAGUGCAUCACGGUGAGUCACUCGCUGAUUCAAUUGCUGCCUGGAAAGGAUCCGAGAAAACCUGAACUGUGUAAACGUAUUCUACAAACUACCAAAACGCUGGAUCCGUAUGGUGUCAGAUUGGUACUGUACACUGCGGUGGCAUUGAGAGAAUUGUCCACUUGUCCUGGAGAAGAUAGGAGAGCUCUUUUAUCGGAAGCUUUAUCAUUGAUGCAAUACGAGCCGGAAGAUUCACCUGGCGGUAAGCUGAAGGUGUUGAUGGAAUCUGAGUUAUAA
Molecule: messenger RNA, 1464 nt
Organism: Habropoda laboriosa
Lineage: Eukaryota; Metazoa; Arthropoda; Insecta; Hymenoptera; Apidae
Gene: SmydA-5
Product: protein msta-like
Exons: 5
Coding region: 1-1464 (487 amino acids)
Molecular function (GO): protein binding
Source: RefSeq, a predicted model, not a curated record